Messenger RNA from Cutaneotrichosporon oleaginosum, 513 nucleotides. RefSeq lists its product as uncharacterized. The record is from RefSeq and is a predicted model, not a curated record. Lineage: Eukaryota; Fungi; Basidiomycota; Tremellomycetes; Trichosporonales; Trichosporonaceae.
GAGACCGAACGGACCGGACGCCGGAACAACGCCGCGCUGGCAGCUGGCAGUGAGUGACGGCGAAUUGCAACCCCGCAAGAUGUCAGCGAGGCAUGCCUUUCAUGCCUUUCAGACGUGGCGGAAAGGCCUAGGCGCAGCUCGACCCUCACGGUGGUCUGGGUGGCAGCCUCAGCACAGACCCUCGGCACGCCUGUCCAGCUGUUUGGUCCUGUGGCCUGUGGAGUACGGCCCCGGGUUUCUUGACGCACACCCCUGCGCCGAGAAACCCUGCUGCCGACGCCAUGGUCGAGGGUACAAGUUGUUCUGUACCCUCAAUCCCACCCAUUUCGCCACACUCGGCGCACGGACCUCUGGUCCGACUCGGGGCCAUGAUCACGUGCAGGUCUCGUGAAUUAUCAUCUACACGUAAUUCUCGCCUCUUUUAAGAUUUCCGGAAUCAACUCCACGUGCUUUCCAUGUUCGGCCUUUGGAUGGGAUUACCGUGGGAGCUGGGAUCGAGUGGAACGAAUCUCG